This is a messenger RNA of Striga asiatica, 981 nucleotides long. The record is from the annotation of a GenBank genome assembly. NCBI's taxonomy places the organism in Eukaryota, Viridiplantae, Streptophyta, Magnoliopsida, Lamiales, Orobanchaceae.
AUGAAGAGUAAUCAAUCGGGUAAUGUAAUCCAGCGCCGCCAGUCCACCACCGCACCAUGGGCCGGAGCAUCCAAAAUCACCACCGCCAACCUUCUCCCACCCACUCCCUCUCCUCCUCAUCCUCCUCCGACUUCGAGUUCACCGUCUCCAUCUCCCCCCGCAAGUCCUCCGCCGCCCUCUGCCCCGCCGACGAGCUCUUCNAUGCUCCGCUCCCUUCUCCUCUCCUCCUCCUCCUCCUCCGACGACUCCGCCGCCACCUCCUCCCGCGACUCCCUCUCCUCCUCCGAUUCCUCCUCCGCCUCCGCCUCCGCCGCCGAUCUGCUAUCAGACUCCUCCCGCCCCAGCGUCGACGAGCUCCGGUCCCCCGCGCCGGCCGGCGGCGCACUCUCGCUCAAUCUCCACCAGAGGAAGCCGUCGAAGCACUUCUCUCUCCCCAAAUUCGCCUCCGUUUUCCGCAGGGAGACCACCAAAACCACGCCUCCGCCGCCCGCGGCUAAGCGCGCGAGCGCCGGCGCGAAGGACGUCAUCCACAGGUACUUGAAGAAGGUGAAGCCUCUGCUCGAGAGGCUCUCCGGCAAACAGCAGCAGCCGCAGCAGCCAAAAAUGUCUCCUGGUCCGGUGAACGGCGCCGUUUGCCUGAAGAAGGAUUCAGAUCCGGAAUUGACGGCCGCGGUCGGCCCGAAUCAUCCGAUUGGGAAAAACUUGGAUAUCGGAUUUUGUUCUGAGUCAUUUUCCAGCAGUACGAGAUUCGCCGGAAGAAGAAGAUGCAUUUCGAGCUGCCCGUCGUCGAUAAUGUCUUCUCCGAGGCGUGGGGAUAGCGGGUUCGGGUUCGGGUAUAUGGAUCGGGCCGGGUCGGGCUUGAAUGCUUCGUCGAUGGAGGAGCUGCAGAGUGCGAUUCAAGGCGCAAUUGCGCAUUGCAAAAACUCAAUGUUGAAUACUGAUGAUAAUAAUAAGACAACUGUGAUCAGUCAUGAGAUUUGA